CUCGCUGACCCCGUAUUUAUUGGGACCGUUUCCCUUCCGUCCCCGCAGCCACCCGCCUCCAGUCAGUCCGAGCAUGGAAGCCGCGGCCGUCAAGCCCGUCCUCCGCGUCGCCGCCAUCUGCGGCUCCCUCCGCAAGGCCUCCUUCAACCGCGGCCUCCUCCGCGCCGCCGCGGAGGUGUGCGAGGACUCCGUCCCGGGGCUGCGCGUCGACCACCUCGACAUCUCUGACCUGCCCAUCAUCAACACCGACCUCGAGACCGACGGCGGCUUCCCGCCCGCCGUCGAGGCCUUCCGCGCCAAGGUCUCCCAGGCCGACUGCUUCCUCUUCGGCGCGCCCGAGUACAACUACUCCAUCGCAACCCCCCUGAAGAAUGCACUUGACUGGGCAUCUAGAGGAAAGAACUGUUGGGCAGACAAACCUGCUGCAAUUGUCAGUGCAGGAGGUGGCUUUGGAGGAGGGAGAUCACAGUACCAUCUCCGUCAGGUUGGGGUAUUCUUGGAUCUUCAUUUCAUCAACAAGCCAGAACUGUUCGUCCAAGCAUUUCAGCAGCCACCAAAGUUUGACAGUGAUGGAAAUCUGAUUGACGAUCAAAUCAGAGAGAGGCUGAAGCAAGUGCUCUUAUCCCUUCAGGCCUUCACCCUCAGGUUCCAGAAGGACUGAAUCAACUCAGGACCAUUGCAGUUCCGUGCUUCCCUGAAGAAGUGUCUAUAAUUCCUGUAUAUCACAUACCAUGCUUGGGAUUGGCACCUGUAAUGCAUUGCGGACAGCCUGAGAGUUGUAAUAAAUCCCUGGAGAAAUAUUCUCCUGUUUGCAGAUUAUUUAAGAUUUGAUCAUAUCUAUGCAUUCUAAAUAUUCUGUUUUACCUUUCCCA
Molecule: messenger RNA, 872 nt
Organism: Panicum hallii
Lineage: Eukaryota; Viridiplantae; Streptophyta; Magnoliopsida; Poales; Poaceae
Product: probable NADPH:quinone oxidoreductase 1
Exons: 3
Coding region: 74-661 (195 amino acids)
Cellular component (GO): cytosol
Molecular function (GO): oxidoreductase activity; FMN binding
Source: RefSeq, a predicted model, not a curated record